AUGGCGGCAAGAGGCGAUGUUGACAUGGCGGACGCGACGCCUAUAUUACAAGAUUCAAACGACUACGCGGACCUGCUACAAACAAAUCAUAGUGACGCGUUCGCGUUUUCCGAGACGGAGAAGCUAGCCCUACAGCUCUACGAUCAGCUCAAGGAACUUGAGUUGCAGCAGAGUCUUCUUGGAGCACCACAAUCAGUAGACGCGCAUGACUUUUCAGCACUCCCAGAUGACCUGCUGGAGGAGCGCCUGACUGUAGCGCAGCGCGAAGCUAUGGAAGCGAGAGCAGAGUACGAGAUAAGGAACAAAAUCACACACAAUGUGCUAGUAAUGGAUCCUGUUCUCAAAGCCGUCCAUGACGGCGAACAGACGUCAAUUGCGGAGAAGCGCAUACUGCCGCUCAUCACCGAGAACGAUACUGUUUCCAUGGUCCACGGUUCUCUGACGUCGAAGCUUGCUCAUACGACUCGGUCGCUGAGUAUGGCCGAACAAAGCAACAUCGUCGCAAACCAAAGAAAUCGAGAACUCGCAAAAACAAUGCUUGCUCUGGCUGAAGAGCUGAAGACGCAAUCGGUGCGUGACAUCGAAGAUCCACAAUUGCGCCAACGAGUCGAUGCGGUCGAAAAGGAGCUCAAGGACUCGAGGCAGAGGGUGAAGACGCUGAGAGGUAUAUUGUCGGCCAUGAUAGUGGGUAGCGGGAUCAAUUGGGCUGCAGACGAAGGUCUGACUGAGCUCGUCAUGGAGGAUGAAGACGAUUGA
Messenger RNA from Alternaria atra, 756 nucleotides. RefSeq lists its product as uncharacterized. NCBI's taxonomy places the organism in Eukaryota, Fungi, Ascomycota, Dothideomycetes, Pleosporales, Pleosporaceae. The record is from RefSeq and is a predicted model, not a curated record. Gene Ontology annotation, biological process: kinetochore assembly. Gene Ontology annotation, cellular component: kinetochore. The transcript is spliced from 3 exons. The coding region runs from base 1 to 756 and encodes 251 amino acids.